This is a messenger RNA of Somion occarium, 700 nucleotides long. Lineage: Eukaryota; Fungi; Basidiomycota; Agaricomycetes; Polyporales; Cerrenaceae. The record is from the annotation of a GenBank genome assembly.
ACGACCUUCUUGUUCACCAGCGUACACUUAGGACCAGUAUCGUGUUCUGACACUCACCUAUUACUUGGCUGCCUGCUGUUCACCAAUAUACCUCUAUGGACCCUUCAUCAUCAACGUCGACGCCGCGACCGACCCGCGUGGAGCAGACGCAGUCGACUUCAUCAACAAGGUCUGUUCGAGCACUCGAGAAGGAGAAAGAAGACAGGCCUAAAAUACCUCUCCCUGCGAGGGGAACGCGGUAUAAAGACAAAUUCCAUGAGCUGAGAGAGAAGUACGAAUCGGUAACAGCACAAAGACAGCGAUAUGAACAUGAACUGGCCGUAGCCAAUGCCAAAAUCAGGAAACUACAGAAUGAAUGCAAUCUGCUACUAGAUGCGGUCGAUAUCGCAGCGCCGUCCCAGGAUAACAUCUCAUAUUACUUAAAGCUGGAUCCUGUUCCGCCACAGUAUGAGUUCCGAGGGCGAAAUAUAACCAUUCCGCCUCCUCCCCCUAUUCCCAUGGAAGGUAUCGAAACCGCGACGCAUCCUCGAGAGAUUACGAAUGGGACGAAUGGGCACGCUCAUAGAAGGUAAUAUUAUUCGUUUGCACACACUGUGACGAGUUGUUGUUUGUACUAUAGGCGAGGUUGCACUUUUGUAUUGCUUUUCUCAUUUUCUGUUCGCUUUGCUAUCCGGAUCUUUGAUGAUAUGCAUACAUCCAG